Prunus avium (sweet cherry) is the source of this 4733-nucleotide messenger RNA. Its product is annotated as TMV resistance protein N-like. Gene Ontology annotation, biological process: defense response; signal transduction. NCBI's taxonomy places the organism in Eukaryota, Viridiplantae, Streptophyta, Magnoliopsida, Rosales, Rosaceae. The record is from RefSeq and is a predicted model, not a curated record. Gene Ontology annotation, molecular function: ADP binding; ATP hydrolysis activity.
CUCUCUCUCUCUCCUCUUCUCUUCUCCAUCGCCUCAAAACACCGAUUAAAAAACAACCCAGAUCAAGAAUUUUAGAACCCAAAACUCAAUCCAAACCCAGAUCAAGAGAGGUUUGAGUUCAUGGUCCUUUGCUCUAUGUAUGUGAGUGGGAUUGUAAGAUUGGAUUUUAUUUUGGUGGGAAGCUGGGGGUUUGAUUUUCUUUAGCUGGACAUGACGGAGUGGGGAAGCUGGGAUUUGGAUCUUUUGUGGUUGCAUGGUUUGGUGGUUGGUAAAAUCAUUGAAGAUUUUGAACUAUUCUUCAAGGUUGUAGGGGCUUCUUCUUCGCUUGAUUUGAUUCGAGGAGUGCAGAUGGGAGUUGUGUGAUUAGAGGGACAAGGACUGUCCAUUUGAAAAAUAAAUGAGGGCAUUAUGGGAAAGCCAAAAUUUCAUUAAAACCACCGGUUAAAUUUUUUUUUAAGCAGCUUUUGAAAGCUGCCUUCUCCCUGCUUUGGAAAAACAGCGGUCACUGACCGCAAUUUUUUUAAAAAGCUGAUUCUUGAUGUUUACCAAACACCUUAGUACUGAAUUUUUUUUUUAAAGCUGCUUUUUAAAAAAUUUAAGCACUCCCAAACGCUACCUUACUUUCCCCACGCGGCUUCAGGAAGUGAAAAUGAACCCUGCACAAGACUUUUAGAGGGAGCUCUUUGGACGUGGACUUGUUAAAACAUGAAAGGUUUUGUGUUGAUUUUUCUCAAUCAUACAAUCCGUUAAUAUACAAAUUUGUAUACUCUCUCAAAGAAAAUCAAUACAAAAUCAGAUAAGGUUUCUCUCUGCUUUUUCUUCAAUUCUUCAAUGUUCAAAUUCUUAUUCAGGUUUAUGGGGAGUUGGGUUACUCCCCCAUUGCCAAUUGAUUUCGGGAAACCUCAACUUCCUUCAGAUCUGCCCCCUAUGACAACUCAACCAGUCUUUUCUUCUUCUUCUUCUUUUUCAUAUGAAGUGUUUUUGAGUUUUAGAGGUGAGGAUACACGCACCAAUUUUACAGAUCAUUUGUACAAGGCCUUGUGUGAUAAGGGCAUCUACACCUUCAUUGAUCGAGAGCUUGUAAGAGGAGAAGAAAUAUCGCCAGCCCUUGUCAAAGCAAUUGAAGAAUCAAGAAUUUCUCUCAUUGUAUUCUCUGAAAACUAUGCAUCUUCGAGGUGGUGCUUGGAUGAACUUGUCAAGAUCCUUCAAUGUAAACAAUCAAACCAACAAAUAGUUUUGCCCAUUUUUUACAAGGUGGAUCCCUCAGAUGUACGACACCAAAGAAGUAGUUAUGGUGAUGCAUUUGUUCACCAUGAAAGCAAAUUCAAGGAUGAUAAGCAGAAAGUGCUCAAAUGGAGGAGAGCUCUUAAGGAAGCAGCAAAUUUGUCUGGAUGGCAUUUCAAGGAGGGACAUUAUGAAGCUACAUUUAUCAACAACAUUGUUGAUGGAAUCUUAAGCCGAGUACCCACAUAUUGGAAUGUGGCCAAGUACCCAGUUGGAAUUCAGUCUCAUGUACAAGAUGUGAAAAAGCUUUUAGAUGUUGGUGGGAAUGGUCAUCGCAUGGUUGGGAUAUGGGGGACAUCCGGAAUAGGCAAGACAACAAUUGCAAAAGCUAUAAGGAAUGCAAUUGCCCAUGAGUUUGAAGGAAGUUGUUUCUUGCCAAAUGUCAGAGAAGGAAGCUUAGUCCAGCUACAGGAGACUCUUCUUGAUAAGAUUCUAGGCAAAAAUUUGAAAAUUGGCAAUGUUGAUGAAGGAAUCGGUGUUAUAAAAGAACGGCUGAGGCAUAAAAAGAUUCUAUUAAUUCUUGACGAUGUGGACCAAUUGGAGCAGUUAGAAAACUUGGCUGGAGAUGAUUGGUUUGGUGACGGUAGUAGAGUAAUCAUUACUACAAAAAAUAGGAGAUUGCUAAACAAUCGUGAAAUUGAGUUGAUAUACGAGGUGAAGAAGUUAGAUUGCAACCAAGCUCUUGAGCUUUUCAGUUGGCAUGCAUUCCGAAGAAGUGAACCUCCAAAAGAUUAUUUGAAACUCGCACAACGUGCAAUAGCUUUUGCUGAUGGCCUUCCACUAGCUCUAAAAAUUUUAGGUUCUCAUCUUCGUGGUACAGAUAUACGACUUUGGCAAGAUACAUUAAAUGGUUACGAAGGAGAACCUUAUACCCAUAUUGAAAGAAUACUUCAAAAAAGUUAUGAUGCCUUGGAUCAUCGCGCAAAAGAAUAUUUUCUUGACAUUGCAUGUUUCUUUAAAGGUGAAUAUGAGGACUAUGUGCUACGAAUAGUACCCAAAAUAUUCAUUGAAGAAUUCGUUGAUAAGGCAUUGAUAACUAUUGAAGGGAGAAUGAUUUUAAUGCACGACUUGCUAGCAAACUUGGGCAAGGAUAUAGUUCACAAAGAAUCCCCCAAUGAUCCUGGCCAGCGUAGUAGAUUGUGGUUUUACGAGGAUGUCAUACAAGUUCUAAUGGAAAGUACAGGAACAAGAAAUAUUAAAGGCAUCAUGGUGAAGCUUCCGAAAGCAGCUAAGAUAACUUUGAAUCCAGAAUGCUUCCGUAAUAUGGUGAAUCUUAAAAUUUUUAUAAACCAUAAUGCAUCUCUAUGUGGGGACAUUAACUAUCUGCCCAACGUGUUAAGAUGGAUUGAUUGGGAUGGAUAUCAGUUACAAUCUUUGCCACCCAAUUUUCAAGGAAAUCAUCUUGUUAAGUUCAAAAUGUCUCGCAGUCAUAUCAGACAAUUGGAGGGAUUUAAGCAUUUGCCAAACCUGACACAUAUGAAUUUGAGUGGUUGUCAAUUCUUAGAAAAAAUCCCAGACUUAUCCGGAAUCCCAAACAUAAAGGACUUGAAUCUAAGUGGUUGUACAAGUUUGGUUGAGGUUGAUGAUUCUGUUGGACUCCUUGAUAAACUUGUUAAAUUGGAUCUCAGUGAAUGCGUUAAGCUUACGAGGUUUGGAACAAGACUUAGAUUGAAAUCUCUUGAAGAACUUGAUCUUAGAAAUUGCAAAAGGCUUGAGAGUUUCCCAGAAAUAGAAGUCGAGAUGGAAUCACUAUGGAGAUUGAAUAUGCAAGAAAGUGGCAUAAGAGAAUUGCCUCUAUCAAUUUCAUAUCUUACUGGGCUUCAAUCAUUGAAUCUUAGUGGAUGCUUCAAUCUUACUGGGUUUGAAUUACGGCUGCUUUAUUGCUGGUCCACAUUACAAGAACUUCGUCUAGCUGGAAUCAAUUUUGUCACGCUUCCGGAAUGCAUUAGCAAAUUUGUGAGCUUGAACGAGCUUGACUUGUGUGAUUGCAAGUAUCUACUAGAAAUUCCACAAAAAGUGCUUCCACCAAGUUUAGAUACGGUAUACCUGGAUGACUGCACAUCAUUGGGUAAAAUUCCAAAUUUGCCAUCGGAGGUUGAGGAUAAGUAUCUGAGUUUGAUCAAUUGCGUUGGACUACGUGGCUAUGACAUCACAGAAAAUAGUAUUCUGGAUCAGGUAUCUUCUCAUCCGGAUUCUCAAUUUCAAAUUACUCUUCCAGGCGAUGAAGUACCAAAGUGGUUCAGCUGUUGUAAAGAUGCGACACUAGUUAAAGACGAAUACUCUUCUAAGGUUGUUGCUCGAUGCGAAGUUAGUUUUGAAAUUCCUCCAAAUUUAGAUUGGGAGACGUUAAGAUUGGUUCUAUGUGUUGUUGUUAAUAAAGGAAACGCAUAUGGGGUAACGGAAAGUCCAUUAUUGAAAACAGGUCCCGGCGGGGCAGAGACAAGUGUUCAUAUCAAUAGAAAAAAGGUCCAAUCGACAUCUUAUGAGGUAACGGAAAGUCACGUGGCUCUUUAUUGUAUUCCAUUAUUGAAUCGGAGCGAGUUAGGUGUGGGAGAAGAACUGACGCGGUUGCAGCAGGGUAAUAUGUGUCAAAUUAUAUUUGAGUUCUGGAAAAUGCCCACAUCCGUUAAAAUCCUCUGCGGGGUCCACCUAUUAGGCCACCAGGUUGCUGAUGUCACAGUUGAUCGUGGGCAAAGGCAGUGUUUGUUGCCUGAUGCGAUGGCAGUGGACGAUGAUGAUGAUGAUGAUGACGAUGAUGAUUAUGAUGACGAUGACGAUGUUGCUAAAAUGCCCUGCGGGGUCCACCUAUUAGGCCACCAGGUUGCUGAUGUCACAGUUGAUCGUGGGCAAAGGCAGUGUUUGUUGCCUGAUGCGAUGGCAGUGGACGAUGAUAUUCAUGAUGAUCAACACCAAGACAACGAAUUGCUUUCCUUGACUUUAGCAUCAAAGACUAGUCUUGGCAAGAGGCUUUGCGGAUCAGAUUUCAUGGCACUUUAUGAUGAUCAUCGUGCUAAUGUUGGUGCACAGGAAGCUCAAUGGCUUACCUUGUUUACGGAACCAGCGGAUCACCCAAAGAGGAGGCACAUUGAUCUUAAUGAGGAGCCAAGGCAAUGAAGUUCCAAAGUGGUUUAUGUAAGCCCCAGGUUCAGCUGUCGAUACGAACCAAAUUUCCAGGCAAUGGUCUGGUAAUCAAGAGGUGUGUUGAGGCGCCAGCAGUUUCUGAGAUUCCAUUUUAAGUUGCAUAAGGCAAUACCUUUCUUCUCAAUUGAUGCAUCCAGCAUUUAUCCGCAGAUGAACAAAACAGCAAGCCGGAUUUAUCUAAUGCUUUCAUUCCACACGUAUACUUUGUCUAUGAUUCUUCUGUCUCAUUCAUUGGAAUUGAUGUAUGUUGGGGAUGAAAUGUAACAGAUUUUUCUAUUUCAUAAUUUCCAAUCAAGGUUUGUUGAAAA